AUGAACCUUACCGUGCCGUCGCCCAUCUUCCCCACCUUAUGGACCCCUUCGCCUUCUCCCUCGCCGAUCGCGGAGGUCCUAUCCGACGAUCACCUUCUCUCGCUCGUGCUGCGCUCGCUAACGCGCGACUCCUUCCAUUACGCGCUUGUAUCGAAGCGAUGGUACGCCGUAGCGCGGCGCUCGUUCACGCACCUCACAAUCAAAUUUAAGAUCCAAUUCUCCGUUCUCCAAGACACGAUUCGCAGCUUCUCCUCGCUCACGCACCUCGAGCUUCGGUAUUGUCGCGUUUCGAAUCCGAACGGCGAUGCUUUCUUCCAAUGCGUGGGCGCCACGUGUCCACAUUUGACACAUCUGACCGUCCACUACCAGGCUCUCAUGCACGUCACUAGCAGCGGCCUCUCGUCUCUCUUCCACGGCUGUCGCAAGCUCCGCGACCUCCGCCUGCUCACCCUCAACUACCUCCCGCACCUCCCGCCCGCCGUCUCUCUCCUCUCCGACCUCACAACCCUCCAUCUCUCCCGCCGCGUCGGCGACGAUCACUUUGAAAAUCUGCUCUUGCCAACCCAAAGCAUCGGCGCGCUGCAGCAGCUACGGGAAAUUCGCUUGAAUACCGGCCUGUCGCCGUUAGAAGAUCACCCGGAUUCCACCAGCAGCCUCGCGAACCUCCCCAGCUCGAUUGGUCACUUACCGCAUUUGCAAACCCUAGACAUUGUGAUGGGUGUGCCGUUCAUCCCGGAUUCCUUUCAGCAUCUUACCAGCCUACGCUCCUUGUCGCUGCAGUCCAAGUGUUUGGCGCGCUUGCCUGAGCAUGUGAUGGGGGGCAUGGUGCGAUUGGAGGCGCUUUCCCUUAGCGGGGGGUCCCUCCAGAACCUGCCAGCCACCAUCUGCUCCCUCCCCCUCUCCUCCCUCUCCAUCCACGCGUGCCCCGCACUCACCUCUCUUCCCCAUGAUCUCGGAGCCCUGCUACAGCUUGAGGCCCUAGUGCUCGUGGGGCUGCGCAACCUCAGUGCGCUGCCCGAGAGCGUGGGCGAUCUACAGCGAUUGGGGUCGUUGAAGAUCCAGCAGGUGGGUGUGCUGCAGCUGCCGGAAAGCCUGUGCACGGGGAGGGUGAGGCACAGCCUGGAGCGGCUUUACCUGCGCGACUGCAGUGAGCUGAGGCGGCUGCCUGCCCAGCUCGCCAUGCUGACGCGCCUGGAAGAGCUCGAAAUCACCGGCUGCCCUCGCCUCGAGUCCCUAGAGCCUCUGCUUGCUCCGCAUCCCGCAUCACCCGUCACCUGCUCCCUUGCUUCUGCUCCAUCCGCUUAUCCUGCCGCUCCUCCUGACCCUGCUCCUGCUUCUGCAACUGUCGUUCCUACAGCCACUGCUGCUGGCCCCACUGCUGCUGGCCCCACCACUGCUUGCACUCUUCCCGAGGAGCUUAGGAAAUGGCCGCAAAGGGUGCCUUGUCUGCUCCCUGGCUGGGAGUGCGGGGCAGCGUUGGCACUCUCGAGAGCAGGUCGGUUGCAUUCCCGCCGUAGUAUCGCCAUGGGAAGCGACGACGAUGCCGCGGGAUCGGAGAUGCAAAGCCGCGUGGCUGCUCCCUUGAAGCGGAAGCCCUUCAAGUCACUGCACCCCCUCAACACGGCUGCUCCCGUGCCGCCGCGACAGCCGCCGCUGCACCCCGCUCCCGGCUCCACCGCGAAUCCCCGCGCGCGAUUCAAUGCUCCCAAGGCGGCCGCUGCAGUGACGUGUAACGCGAACAGCGCGCAGGGUGCGGCGGCGGCGGAGGCUUCGGCGGCGGCGGACGAGACGCGGUACUACAGCGUGAUGUACUGCCCGCGCAAGCCGCACGCGAAGCGCAAGGGGCCGUGGUCGGACGGGCUGCUGAGCGUGAAGGGGCGCGCGUGCGCCGUGCAGAACAUGGACGCCAAGCCCGUCGCGAAAGCUUCCGUCAGCGGCUGCGCGCACCUCAAAGACGGCUCCACGCUCGAGGUGGGCAAGUGGGAGGUGGAGGUGAUGCACGAGGUGCCGCGCGAGCAGUACCUCGCCGGCUCAUUCUUCAUCCCCGCCGCCGCCGCUGCUGCUGCCGCUGCCGCUGUGACAUCCGCCGCUGCCACGGGCGAGUGGGCAGUGCUGCUGCUGGCAGGGGCAGGAAGCGAGUGGGUGAGAGCAGCGGAGGCAGGGCGGCUGGCAGCAGUGCGGAAGGGGUGCUGGCGAACAAGUGAGUGUGAUGUUGACGAGGUGCUUCACUCGCAUUUACGCUGUCAUGAUCUGCAGCACACGCGUCUGCCAGGCGUCAUAUUCGUUACCACCCGUCCGCCUUUCCACUUUCACCCCUGCACGUGUGCAAGUCGAUGGGCUGCUGUAGCGGGCAGUGCGCUGAAACUUUCGUGUGCCCUGCUCUUUCUCCCUGCCCUCGUGCCGCCUCCACAGGAGAGCUGCGAGCAUGGAGAGUCGCAUGAGGCUUGGCAACGAGGUAUGGCCGUGCAGGAAGGGAUGGUGGAACAGAACGGACCACCGUGUGGCAAUGGGUCAUGA
Closterium sp. Yama58-4 is the source of this 2517-nucleotide messenger RNA. Lineage: Eukaryota; Viridiplantae; Streptophyta; Zygnematophyceae; Desmidiales; Closteriaceae. The record is from the annotation of a GenBank genome assembly.